AUAUACUUGUAUAUACUAUACUUUAUACUAAUAUACUUUUUUAUAUUUGUUUUCACAAGAUGUUGACAGACGCCUCACAGCAGGAGACCGUGGCCAGUGUAGACACUGUGGAGAGUGUCGAUACUGGGGAUCGGCCCUUGCCCUCCUCCACUUCUGACGCUGGGACACAAUGUUAUUUGAAGCCCCCCCGAUGGUCUCACGCUGUGCAGGUUAACCUGAAGCCCAAGAUGGUUAGCGUGGGCACACAGACUUCAUUCAGCCCACAAACCUCCACUCCCCUCGCUAGUCCUGAACAGACAGUUGACGAUGAUGAUGAUAAUGCCACUGUCAUCAGUGACUUUUCGUGGGUGCCCGAAGAGCCGAUGGAUGAGGAGGAGUUGUUUGAUGAGGAGCCACCUUACACGUGUGACCCCCACCACAAGUCUGUGCAUCAUGUGGCUACCACCGUUUCUGGCAAAACCAGCCAAUGCUCCACAGGAACAUGCCAACCUGCAACCGGCCAUUCAUUUUACUGGAUGUUUGGCCACACGGACACUAAGAAUGUUGGCCCUGUUUGGCCUGCAGUGCAUCAGUGUCAGCAGUUUCUUUCGCCAUCAGCGCCGCUACACCAUCCCUGUAAUCGUUCAGGCCUGGAAGAAUGAUCAAGCCAAGGAUUUUAGUGACCUACGGGCAAUGGUUGGAGGGCUAGUUCUUGCUGGUGACUGCAGGUCAGAUUCUCCUGGGCACUGCGCAAAGUAUGGGUCAUACUCUCUGAUAGAGGACAGAGUGAACAAGGUGGUGGAUGUUCAGCUUGUUCAGAGCUCAGAGGUCCCCAACAGCUCAUGGUGUGAGCUUGAAGGGCUCAAGCGCAGUGUUGGCCUGCUGAGGGGAAACGACCUGCAUUUGGCAACGCUGAUCACGGACCGACAUCGCCAGGUUGCCAAAUGGGUGAGAGAGGAGCUGAUCCCUGAAGGGACACAGCAUUAUUUUGACGUGUGGCACAUUGCCAAAAGUCUGGGGAAGGCAUUGGAUGCAGCAUCCAAAGAGUGUGACCAACUACAGUUGUGGAGGCCGGCUAUAGUGAAUCACCUCUUUUGGACUGCAGCCUCAACCCCAGAUGGCAACCCAGCGGUCAUGGAGGCCAAAUGGAGAAGUUUAGUGAACCACAUCCAGGACAUCCAUGACCAUGACACCCCUGCCUUCUCCAGUUGUGCCCAUGGCCCUCUAGACGGAGAUCAGCGCAACAAAGAGUGGCUGGACCCAGGCUCAUUGGCAGCAGUCAAGUUGGAGAACAUAAUGAUGAGGGCUGCCUUACUGAAAGAUGUUCGACAGCUGUCUCCACAGCACCAGACCUUCUCCCUUGAGGCUUACCACUCCCUCAUCUUGCACUUCGCGCCCAAGCAUACAGGGUUUUCAUACCUUGGGAUGUAUAUGAGGCUUCUCUUAGCGGCGCUGCAUUAUAAUCACAAUGCCAAUCGCGAGACAGCACGGAGAAGUGACGGGACGGAGAAGUACUGCGUGCGGUAUCCGCGCUUCAGAAAAGGUGCCCAUGUGGUGCGUCGCAUCAAAGAGGCAGCCUCAUACGGUAAGCAGUGUCAGGCAGUUCUAUCAUAUUUUGAGAUGGCGCACGAGACAUCGGUGACAAUGAUCUUUGUAAAGUAAU
Gadus chalcogrammus (walleye pollock) is the source of this 1642-nucleotide messenger RNA. RefSeq lists its product as uncharacterized. The record is from RefSeq and is a predicted model, not a curated record. The transcript has 9 exons. The coding region runs from base 307 to 1641 and encodes 444 amino acids. NCBI's taxonomy places the organism in Eukaryota, Metazoa, Chordata, Actinopteri, Gadiformes, Gadidae.